This is a messenger RNA of Dermacentor albipictus, 2097 nucleotides long. The record is from RefSeq and is a predicted model, not a curated record. Lineage: Eukaryota; Metazoa; Arthropoda; Arachnida; Ixodida; Ixodidae.
AUGGAUAGUGAGACGCAAGGCGCUUCGCAGGCUCCGAGCACGACAGAUCCAGAGGCCAUGGCGGCAUACCGGUUGCCGUGUGACGCUGACGUUCCGAUAUGGUUUGAUGAGGUCGAAAAGUUGUUUGCAUCUUUUCGAGUACCAGAACACAGCCGGGUACAUUUGAUCAUGCCGGCGCUGGCCGAGCGGGUUCGUUAUUUGUUGCGUGGCCUCAAUGACGAGGAAUGUACAGAUUAUGAUACUGUAAAGAAGGCGGUAUUAGAUGAACUUAAGCUCACGCCAGCUAAAUACUUGGAGAGGUUUGAAAAGGUUUCUAAACGAAAGGAGGAAACUUGGGCUCAGUUCGCGUCCCGCGCUAGAACCUAUUUGGCCUAUUACCUUCAGUCUCGCACUGCAAACACCAAAGAAGCUAUGACGGAGCUUAUGGUCGCUGACCGUAUGAAAGCUAGUCUAAGCUCAGAAGCCCUAGAAUAUGUUCUUUUGCGGGAAGGCGAAGAUUGGUUUAAGCCAGUGGAGGUGGCGAAAGUGCUCGAGACUUUCGAGCAAGCUAAAGGGAAAGGACGAGCAACUAAGCUAGCCUCAACAACCUCAUUGCCGCAGCACGCAAAACUAGCUGGCCCGCAGAGGACAAAUUUAAGAUGCCACGUGUGUCAUAUACAGGGCCACCUAGCCAGAGACUGCCCAAAAGCUUCAGAUAAAGAACCGCAGGGGAAGCCACCGACAGUGCAAAAACAAAGGGUACAGAAGGUUGCUGUUGUAAGUGAAGAACCUCCACCAGAGCAAGAAAGGGUGCUAAGCGCUAGAGUACAUGUCGUAGCUCAAAAUGCUAGCUCGGGGAGGUCGAAGCUGGACCUAAUCCCUAUCAUGUGCGGGGAUAUAGCAACGGAAGCUGUGUUGGACACAGGUAGUGAGAUAACGGUAGUCCGUAAAAGUAUGUUGCCCAUCGAUUUACAGGAGCCAUCACGAACAGUAAGACUUGAGUCGGCAUUCGGAAACACCAUUCGAGCUAAGCUAGCUACGCUGCCCGUAGGCAUGCAUCGCCCGGGGGCUGUGAUACAACCGCAGAGGAUCGAUCUGGUGUGCGCGGUUACCGACGAACUUGCAAACGGGGUUGACUGCCUGCUGUCAAAGGAAGAUUGGGAACUACUACGGGCGCAGGAAAAAGAGGAGUUUGGAGAGGAAAAUAUUCCGCGGGCAGGGGUCCGAUCAGUCGAAAUGGUCGAUAACACUGAGCCGGACUGCGGUCUAAGUUGCGAAGAAACGACAGAUGAAAUCCCUAAAUUCCAAGGGAAUAGUUUGAUGCAGGAUGUCAAUGGGGUGCCCAGUCAGCGGGAGCUAGAACUAACCGAGAGUGUAGCUGAGUUGACAGGCACCGAGUGCCAGAGCAAAUAUGCUCUAGUUUACGAUAGGAGGGCACGGACAAAAGAAUUUAAUGUCGGGGACCAAGUACUCCUCUUUGACACAGGUUGGGCACUCAAGAAAUUUGACUACUGGCUUUUCGGAGCAGUGGUGAAUGUUGUCUCUGAUCAUAACCCACUAUCAUAUUUGACAACCAGCACCCCCCAGGGGGCCAAGUUAGCAAGAUGGGCGCUUUCACUACAGCGCUACAAUGUAACGGUGCGUCACCGGAAAGGAACAUGUAACGCCAAUGCUGAUGCAUUGUCAAGGCUCUCGAAUCGUUCGUGGGAGCCAAUCGAGUAAAGAGCAGGAAAGAAAGGAUAGACAGAAACAGCCAUGCCAGCUGGGACAGGCGUGAAUGUUCCCGUUCACCCGAAGGAUGUGUGCGUGGGACAGUUCAGCCUUGGUGGAACUUUCUGUGGCUGUUGUCGUCUAUGUGUGUGAGGGUUAUAAGACUAUGGACAUACUAUGUAUAUAACCUGCAUAUGUUACUUUGCUGCUGUUGUGCCGUGCAGUGCGUUGGAGUGUUCCUGUACAUACAUGAGUGUUUCUUUUGCAUGCUCACUGUCAUGAAUGUGUUGAGCUUUCGCCUUUUUUUUUUUCGCUGAGAGAAAAUUGUUUUUUCUCUGUGGUCCUUUCAGUUAAUUUUCCUGUUCCUUACGGACUCCGCAGCACCCGUGUUGGGCAGCGUAUGUCGAU